ACCCGACCAACAGACACCACGACCCCUAUACUCUAACAGCACCAUCACCACAUAACUCAAUACACAACCCAACACCUUCCACAACUUACCCACUCACCAUGUGGAAGCGGGGGACAUUGGGCAAUGAGAUUGACGUCAGCAAGUCAUCGCUGGUGGACCUCAAAGCGGAACUGUUCCGACGCCAGGCGGAGUAUGCACGCGACAAGGCAGACCCUACCAAACGCAAGAGCCACCAGGUCAAUGUCAAGGGGAAGGCUAAAGAGCAAUGGGCUGUAGAGGCGAAGAACAGAGGGGUGGCUGCCAGGGCAGCACGUGACCAAGCCAUGACUCACGCGGAACAGAACAAAGCAGCACGCAGCAAGGCUAAGCUGGAGGAGAAGGCUAAGCUGUACGAUAUGAUGAAGGCCAGGUAUAUGGCAAACGAAAGCGACACGAACGAAUCUGUAUUGGUGGACUUUGAAGCCAAGGCAUGGGAUAAUGAAGCUAGCGAUAUCGACAGUCGCAGCGAUGCAUCGUCCGACAGCGAUGAUGACGAUGUAAUUGCUGGGCGGCCCCUUUCUGAGCGCAGGGAUGGGGAAGUGUGGGUGGAGUAUGAGGAUGAUCUGGGGCGCACCAGACAUUGUCCUCGCUCUGACUUCGCCCGUGUGGCUGAGAAACUGCACCGCAAAAUCCGGCGGACGGAGGCGGCUGCCAGUUCUAAAGCAGAUCAGUACGUAUACCGAUCCGCCGAGGAACAAAUACGCGACAGCUACCAACCCAUAUCCCGAAGUGAUAGGGAACGAAGCGGGUCACUUGAACCCAAAAAUAAUGGACCGGUCUACUUCCAAGAGGUGUUUGGCAACGAAGUUCGCGACUUGGGUGUAGGAUACUACGGGUUCAGUACCGACCCUAUUGUCAGGGGUACGCAGAUGGAGGCUCUAAACAAGCUGAGGGAAGAGACUAAGACCUUGAGACAGCGUAGUGUGUCACAGGGACUAAGGAAGCAGAUGGCUCUGAAGAAGCGGCUGGAUAAAGUGAGAGAAAGGAAGGCUGCUCGUGAGCUAAGGAGUGGUGCAUUAGCUGGUGUGGGAUUGACAUGGGCCGAUGGAGAGGUGUUGGAGAAAGAGGCGACGAGUUGAUGGGAGUAUGAUAUACGUAAAGUAACAGGUUACCGAAGGAAUACCGCACACGGCUGAAUUUCGCUACUUAGUCAUUGGAGCUUACCGUUGUACCGGCACAGGAGCCAGCAUCUCUUGUGAUAGGAGUGUUUGCCACAGACGAGCAGAGGUACUUAUUCUGUACAUAACAUGAGAGUUAUCCUCGUGAAGCCUACUCACAACCAGAGUAUCCCACCAAGUAAUCAAAGCUUGCCACUGCACUAUCCCAGUUAAUGAAUCACUCGUUCUUUGGGAUGGUGACUGAAAAUCAAGGUAGAUCUGCGGUUGAGAAGAGGAAUGGCAGAUAUUCUGCAUAACGCCGACAACUAACGGUCGUCGCAAACGGCUACGAAAUCCCUCACACUCACCAGCCGGCCAAGGGAGGCCGUUAAAAUGGGAGAUUUAAGGGUCAAAUACUACCCACGACUGCAGUACCUCACCCCCUUUCUCGGUGAAAGGAAGCUGUUGAAUUGGGAUUUAAAUGGUCAUGUCAUGUUCCAAACUCUAAACCCUAAAUCCCCCGGUCAAUAUCUGGACAAAAGAGGUUGUGGUGGGUCGAUAGAAACAUGCUCGCUACUCAUGGUCUGUAUUCUCAGGAAUCGCUACUUAUGGUCUAUAAAACCAGGAUCUGGGUUCCGUACGCAAGCACAGACACUAGAAGUCGCUAGGUGAUAGUCAGAUUCUCGUUCACUCCAGCAUCAAAUGGCAAUUUUGACAUUAAGUUGUGCAUCUAGAUGAGGCUAGCGUGCCGGCUGGUUAAAAGGAAAGAUGCGACAAGCUAUACACUUACUCCACACUCGCACAUGUACUUUGCUGUGUACAUAUCAUUGCAAAUGGAGACAGUCCAUCACAUUGCACACACACACAGUUAUCUAUCCUCAUUGCUAUGCACAUACAAUACUGCGAGAAAUGUUUUGGAGAAUGCCCAUUCAUGUCAAUCGAAGUGAUUCGCGUGCUGUACGUAGGCGGACAUGGUGAAGUGUCGCGUCGUGGUUUAUCCAUUGUGCACUAGAAGAAUAUAGAACCUUAGGGAAUGGAGAAGAAAUAAAUAAACCGUGACUGUGCUAC
This is a messenger RNA of Sphaeroforma arctica JP610, 2204 nucleotides long. RefSeq lists its product as hypothetical. Lineage: Eukaryota; Ichthyosporea; Ichthyophonida. The transcript has 5 exons. Gene Ontology annotation, cellular component: nucleus. The record is from RefSeq and is a predicted model, not a curated record. Bases 99 to 1118 code for a protein of 339 amino acids.